AUGGCCAACAUCUUCAUCUUCAAAUGUUGUCUCGAAAGCAUGGCCGCAAAGCGUCCUCGCGCCGCCUACGAGGCUGAUCUGUCUCAUUCACCCUAUGCUUUCUUUGGAACUCCUCUACCACCCCUAGAGGAAGGAUCGCGUGACGAUGGCUCCUACCAGCCCAUCUGGAAGCAGGAGGUGACCGACGAGCGGGGGAGAAAGAGACUCCACGGUGCUUUUACCGGUGGCUUUAGUGCAGGGUACUUCAAUACGGUUGGCUCGAAAGAAGGAUGGACCCCUGCGACGUUCGUCUCGUCACGUCAGAAUCGCGCCCGAGAUGCCAAAAAGGCCGAACAACGAGCGGAGGACUUCAUGGAUGAGGAGGAUCUAAGAGAACAGGAUGAAUCGCGCAUUUUGAAUACAACGGAAGGCUUUGCGGGGUUUGGUUCAACAGAGGCGGAUCCUACGCGCAGAGCAGGUUUCAUGGACUUGCUCAAGACGGGCGGAGAGACCAUGGGAGUGAAGCUGUUAAAGAAAAUGGGCUGGAGGGAAGGGCAGGGCAUUGGGCCAAAAAUUCGACGCAAAGCUGAUCUAGGGGAAAAAGCUACGACGGGCGCAUCGGAGGAGACAUACCUUUUUGCACCGGAGAAUCCGCCGAUGGUCGCGUUUAUACGAAAGAAAGAUCACAAGGGCUUGGGUUUUCUAGGUGAGACACAGCUCGAAAAGCCUAGCGAGGAAAAUAACGACGAAGAGGAAGAGGAUGACUCUUUCUUUGGGGAUCGUUUGUCGAACAAAAAGAAACCUGCGAAGAAAUCUCAACAACGCAGUGGAUUUGGCGUGGGUAUUCUCAAUGAUACAGGAUCGGAUGAUGAAGACCCUUACUCGCUUGGCCCACAGAUUUCAUAUAAUAAGAGCAUUGGCGGCAAGAAGAAGAAAACAAAAGAGGCGAAGCCAACAAGCGCAUCCUCAAAUCCGCUACUCAACGCCAAGCCCGUUUUUAUAUCUAAAAAGGUCGCUGCAGCUCGCAGUGCUGGGGGGUUCAGAAAAUGUCGUGACGGAAGAUUACCACUAGAUGGAUUCGUUUUGGCGGAUAGUCUGUCCGGCUUGUCGAUCUCGGACAAAAAAUAUGAGCCUCCACAAAUUCCUGAGGGCUGGACAUCCUGCAGAAAACCCACAACUGAAGGUGCAUCAUAUAUUUCUACGGCAGAUGCGGCAAAAGCUUCUACUCUCAAUCCCACCUCCAGAGCUGCAGCUCUGGGCGAGACUCAAUUACCAGGAAAAUCAAUCUUCGACUGGAUGACACCAGAGGCCCGGGAACGGAUUGCAAAUCUCACUGGAAAUACAAAUCUACCACCAGCAAUGAGUGAAAAGGCCCCGAAGGGAUACGAAUUAUCAGAAGCCGACCGACGAAGGGAUCUCUGGGAUCUUGUUCCAAAUUUAGACAAACAGACAGCUGUUCAAGCCUUAACUCGAGGUGUCAGUGGUUGGAUGCCUUACUCAGAAGAUGAAAACAAACGGUCUCGCUAUCGGACCUUUAUCGAAAUUCGUGCUGGUCUUCGCGAUACUCUACCAGACCGAGUACCGGGUUCUAGCACCGAUGAAUGGGUGACCGAGAUGAAUGAGUUUGCUCGGGCAGCCGAAGUUUUCAAGCCCAUGUCCGGUGUCAUGGCAUCCCGGUUUACAUCGGCCUCUUCAGGGCCCAAGAUUGCAUCCGAUGCACCCGACUCAUCGGAUUCCCCUGUUAGUCGACCCUCCGAGAAACUCGAUGAUCCCGCGGUGGCUGCCGCCAAAGUUGGUAUGUUCGGGCAAUUGACUCGAAGUACGACUACCUUCUUUCCUACGAGAUUGCUCUGUAAAAGAUUCAAUAUAAAACCCCCCGAGCAUGUUCAGCUUGACCCUGGCGUUUCUUCUGGAAGUUCGAAAGGACCUGGCACUCGCUUCCAGUCUGGUGGGUAUCAGACUGACGCGGGGCCUAAAGAUUUGGUUUCACAAGAGGUGAUGAACAUGAUUAUGAUUGAGUCAGGGCGUCAGCCCGUCCCCGGCUCGGGUGAAGGCAGCGCCCAGUCAAAGCCUGCGCCACCACCGGUGGAGCCUGAGCAUAACGAGGCCAUCGAGGCAGAACGACCAGGUGAUGAUAUCUUCAAAGCAAUUUUUGGCAGCGAUGAUGAAGAUGAAGAAUAA
Molecule: messenger RNA, 2160 nt
Organism: Penicillium angulare
Lineage: Eukaryota; Fungi; Ascomycota; Eurotiomycetes; Eurotiales; Aspergillaceae
Exons: 3
Coding region: 1-2160 (719 amino acids)
Biological process (GO): mRNA processing
Cellular component (GO): nucleus
Molecular function (GO): RNA binding
Source: RefSeq, a predicted model, not a curated record